Messenger RNA from Saprolegnia diclina VS20, 3312 nucleotides. RefSeq lists its product as hypothetical. Bases 1 to 3312 code for a protein of 1103 amino acids. The transcript has 14 exons. The record is from RefSeq and is a predicted model, not a curated record. Gene Ontology annotation, biological process: chloride transmembrane transport. Lineage: Eukaryota; Oomycota; Saprolegniomycetes; Saprolegniales; Saprolegniaceae. Gene Ontology annotation, molecular function: chloride channel activity.
AUGACGACGCCGUGGACGCCCGCGGGCGAGGCCGCGUACCGGGCGCUCGUGCUGCAGCGCAACCAGAACCCGUCGCCGGUCGUCGAGGAAGCUGCGUAUGAGACCAUGGACGCGGUCCAUGCGCCUGAGCCCCACUCGAGCAGCAGCCUGCGCAUCCCGCUGCCGCAGGUCGUGCGUCGCCUGCUCACCGACACGAUGGUCUCGGCCGACCCCGAGCCGUACGAAGACCAGACGACGCCCACGAACGUCGUUACCGACGUCGUCGACAACCACACGAUCUCCAUCAACAAGGAGCGCAAGUCCAUGGUCAACUCGACCAUCACGAACGCGUCGGCAGGCCGGCGUCGGCGCCCAAACGACCUGCCCAACUUUCCGGUCCCGCGCGUGACGAUCCAAGAGACGCAGCGCUACACGUUCGCCCUCAUCUUGCGCAACACGAAGCAAGUCGCUCGGCUGUACAAGUCGCGACUGCGCGGUGUGACGGACCCCGUGACGCGUGCGCACUUGACGCCGGCCGACAUCUCGGCGCACGUCGCCGCGUUGCAGCAAAAGUGCUUGCGGCGGCUCGUCCAGUCGGGUCUCGGCGUCAUCUUGCUCGACAAUGACAUUUAUGUCGAGGAGCGGGAUGUGACGCAUGCGCAGACGGACAACAUUUGCAUCCUUGUUGACCCGUACAAGAGCAAAGGGCUGCUGCACCUCGAGUUCAUGCGCGAGAAGGACGAGUUUGCGAUCGCACAAGGCAACGCGACGUCACGGCUUGGCGAGGCGCGCCUGCCGAUCUCCGGCUCCAAGGACAUUUGCUUUUCGCCGGCGCUCGAGCUCCAGCUCACGCACAACAUUAUCCGGAACGCGUUGCGCGACUACGACCAGGACGAGGCCACGAUCGACCGCCAGUGCAUCCCGACCGUCGACGACGUGAUCCACGCCGUCUUCCCGCUCCACGACAAAAAGUUCAGCAAGGACUUUUUCGAAAUGUACCGCAAGCGGACGUUCCAAUUCAAGUGGGGCCGCACGAUCACUGGUAACUCGGAGCGCUGGGCCAUUGAAGAGCUGCGUCUGCACUUUGGCGAGCGCAUCGCGUUCCUCUUUGCGUUCAUGCACAUUUACACCAAGGCACUCGUGCCCAUCGUGGUCAUCGGUACCGUCUACUACAUUACGUGCCGGUACUUUGUCGCGCAGUCGUGGAGCAUCUACAUGAUUGGCCUCUCGGUCUUUGGCUUUGGCAUCGCGACGAUCUGGGCGCCGAUUCUGCUGCACGUGUGGGGGCGCGAGACGCGGCUCCUCGUCGAAAAGUGGAACCUCGGCGGGUACAAGCAGACGGUGUAUGAAGCCAACGAAGAAAACGCCAACUACCAGUACACGUGGGAGCAGAACAUGCUCACGCAGCAGUGGGAGAAGACGCCGAAGCGCGGAAAGCUCGAGAUGCUUCGGACGACCAUGGGCCUCUUUGUGGUCGUGAGCUGCAUCGUUCAGUGCGUGUUGCUGCUGCCGUUCAUCCAGUGGUAUGUGUACGCCAAGCAACUGCCCACGUGCACCGACUGCCGCGCGCGGCUCAUCAGCAACCCGAACAGCGAAAGGUCGCUUCUCGACUGCGUGUAUUUCAUUACGUGCUUCAACUCAGAGACGUCGGCGAUCGGGUCGGACCGGUGGGUGUACAUCCUCGCGCAGGGUAUCGCGCUCGGCCUCGUCAUUGACGUCAUCUUUUUCGAGUUUUUCAACUGGCUCUCGGCCAAGUUUGUCGAGUGGGAAAACUGCGAGAAGAAAUCCGAGUACGAAGCACGGCUCAUCCACCGGUCGUUUGUGUUUGUGUGGUCCAACUGGUUCUUCUGGUUCCUCUUCCUCGCGUUCGUUUACCUGCCAUUUGGCGACACAAUCAACCAAAAGUUUUUGGUCGAAAUUGUCGGUCUCGGCGGGUGGACAUGGACGCCGGGGCUGUUGACGAUCGACACGCUGUUUGUGACGCCGCUCGUCGUGACGCAGUUUCUCAACAUGACGCUCGAGACGCUCGUGCCGUACCUCAUGAAGAAGUACCGCGGCAAGCCGUUCAGUAUGCGCAAGUGGUUUAGCACGUGGAACUGCACGCUGCGCCGCGACAAGCGCAAGCACAUCCAGCGCGCGACGCACAACAAGUCGGCGCGCAAGCUCGCGGCCGACGUCUCGGCCGUCACGCGCUUUUUCGUGCCCGUCCUCGAGCGCUCGGACGACGACAACCAGCACACGGCGUACGAGAUCGUGGCCGAGUCGACGCUGCCCGUCUUUGAUCCCAAGUUCGACUACCUCGACGCGGCCAUCCAGUUUUCCUAUGUCGUCAUGUUUUCGGUCGUCUGGCCGCUGCUGCCAAUCCCGGCUUUUCUCAACAACGUCUUUGAGGUGCGUGGGGAUGCGUUCCGACUGCUGUUUUGCCAUCGGCGACCGAUGCCGCGUCGUGAUGCGUCGAUUGGCGAGUGGGCGACAGCGCUGCAGUACGCCAACAUCAUUGGCAUUACGAUCGUCGCCAUCUUUAUCGUCAUGUACCACUCGGAGGCCUUCUAUAACCAGUGCGACUACGAUUUCUCGGUGGCGGUCAUGGUGCCCAUCUUUUCGCUCAACGCGACCGAGGCCAAAGACCCCGUGAGCUGCAAGGCGUUCCUCGAGAACAAGAGUCACAUCAUCCUGCACCAAGUGUUUGCUUUCAUCAUCCUCGAGCACGUUGGUUUCAUCAUUCGGUACCUCGCGACGCAGGGCGACAAGGUUCCGCGCUCGAUCGGCAACCCGAGCUACGUGCGCCUCAAGCAGCUGCGCGAGCUCGCGUCCAAGCGGUCAGCGGUCGUCGAGCAGUUCGAGUACAUGAAGCAGCUGCGCGUUGUUUUCGAUAAGUACGACGGCGAUGGCAUCGACCACUUGUACGAAGAAGAGCUCGUGUCCUUCCUCGCCGAGUGGGUCGGCACGGACAAGUCGAAGCUCGCGCCGUACGGCUCGAUUCUCUUCCGGUAUAUGGACAAGAACCGACUCGGGAAGGUGCCCUUCUCCACGUGCUGCCUCAUGCUCCGCCACGCCGAGUAUGACCGGUUCUUCUCGGUGCUUCUUGGCACGUGCGACUCGCUCGACAACUUUCGCAACGAUCGCAUGCGACUCUCGCUGGCGGACGAAGGCCUCGGCGCCCACGCCCGGCACCUCUCUCGCUACCAGUCGCUCUCGAGCCACACGCCGCGGCAGAGCCACGACGGCUACGACGGUGUCCCCAGCGACGAGGACGAGGACGACUCGUUUGUGUCGCUCCGACUGCGGCACGCGUACAAGUCGGACGACGAAACACCACCGACCAACGUCUAG